AACUCGAAUACCAAGCAAUGCCUCAUAACAAACAAGGAUGCGUCAGAGGCCUCGAUUGAGCCAUGCUACCUCCUGAACCAGCGCCUAUGGAGAAACGGCGAGUUUCUUACACGUCUCGAAUGGUGGUGGGGGAUGAAAUAUGAUUCACUCGAGCUGGACACGGAGGCAAAUAAACUAUACCUUGACAGCGAAUGGCUGAGGUCAUUUGAUAGCGACCGCUGGCUGUUGCUUCCACCUCCUGAAAUGGUGAACAAUAUAUGGGACCAUUGUAGGAAAUUUUUCAAGGCUCCAUCAGACUUUGUUAUGCCCCCCAUCGAGACGGUUUAUGAAGGCGCUGAAAUAUUUGAAUACCGGCUGCUGCCAUUGGACCCCCGCCUCCGUUCCUUCGAUCGGUUCAACGGGCCUAAAUCAAGCAUUCCAAUCACAACACCCACUUCAGCAACAGAGCAGCGAACCUCCAUACACCAUUCAUUUCCGUACGAGACAUUACCGACUCUUGUUAGUCGCGCAAAACCUCACUUUGUCAUAUGCGACUCGGCUCCAAAACUAUUUCACCACAUAAUCUCAGGGCCGUCGCGACUUUCAUCCGAUGUUCAGUCGCUGUGGCCAAUAUCUGAACCCGAAGCAUCGUGCAUGCUUCGCAAUGUACACUACGUGUAUUGCGCUUGGCUUGAACGGCGUCCACCUCCACACUUUGCGUCAUCACCCCGCACUGUCCUUCGGGUGCCUUCUACAUGUCGAAAACUACCCAAGACACGUCACCUGCCCCCUCCAACGUGUACCGGUCCAUGCUCCAAUAGCCGAUUUGCAUGGAUUCCUUCAUUAUGUUCUUGGUGUAGGGGCGAUUUUCGCCCUCGCGACACUCCUGGCUCUGAUAGCGACGAAAGCAUCAGCCCAUCCGAGGCUGCAUCUGAGUAUAGAGCAUACCAUAGAAACUUGACUCAGCAUUUGGGAACGUGGCAAGCCUGUUGCUCACAGCAGAUGAAGAAACGAGGAAGGUGGACGUCUCGUGUGGAUAAUGACGAGCAGUUGCGAAGCUAUGCCGAAGAGCGACCACGAAAAAUUGCGCGGACGGUGUAG
This is a messenger RNA of Heterobasidion irregulare TC 32-1, 1080 nucleotides long. RefSeq lists its product as uncharacterized. The transcript has 4 exons. The record is from RefSeq and is a predicted model, not a curated record. The annotation marks the transcript as partial. NCBI's taxonomy places the organism in Eukaryota, Fungi, Basidiomycota, Agaricomycetes, Russulales, Bondarzewiaceae.